Molecule: messenger RNA, 5497 nt
Organism: Drosophila navojoa
Lineage: Eukaryota; Metazoa; Arthropoda; Insecta; Diptera; Drosophilidae
Gene: Gapvd1
Product: GTPase activating protein and VPS9 domains 1
Biological process (GO): regulation of GTPase activity; vesicle-mediated transport
Cellular component (GO): cytosol; endocytic vesicle
Molecular function (GO): guanyl-nucleotide exchange factor activity; small GTPase binding
Source: RefSeq, a predicted model, not a curated record
GUAUAUGUAAUCGUAGAAGUAAUGAGUUGAUUGUUUUUGUUAUUUCUAUUUGGCCGUCGCGUGUGGUUGAUAUUGUACUAAUUUUGUUGUUGUUUUUUUUUUUAUUUAUUAUUGUUAAAUAUACAUUUAAUCCUGCAUUGCAAUUAUCAAUUGCUAAGACAGUCAACGAAUACAUCAAUCAAACAAAUCCAAUACAGCAAAUCCAAAACCAGAAGGGCCUCAUCAUGGAGCCCACAGCUGGCGGCAAUCUGUUGGAGAUCAUGGAUCUGGCACGGACCCUGCGGCAGGAACAGCUCUUCAUACAGCAUGAACAGGCGGCGUUUGCACAGCUCACGUCAGCCUUGGAGACGAAUGCGACGACAAUAACCGAGCUGGCAUACAUCUGUGCCCAACAAAGACAGAACCUGCACGAUCUGCUGCUGGCCAGAACGGAUCACGAUCCGUUCCUCUGCUGCCGACGUGCGAGCACCUACGACAAUCCGAAAUUCGUGGACGCCAAGAAGGUGUUGCCCUACGAGCACGCUCUUGCCUAUGAGGAUCUGUUCAACUAUCUGUACAAUACGCCGUAUUUGCUGGCCCUGUCGCUGGCCACGGCGGAUCGCUUGUCGCUGCUGGCGCCGGCGCAGCUGGGGCAGAUCGUCAACACGAUCGCAACGGGCCUCUACGGCAACGCGAUCAACACCAAGGAUGUGGAGCUGCUGCUGAAGCUGCUGCGCGAGCUGAUCGAGCUGCAGCUGCUGAACAGCGAGCAGCCGCGUCGCCUGCUGCGCACCAAUGGCAGCGCCUUUGCGAGGCUCUAUCAUCGACUCGUCGAGUCGCUCUUCUCCGCCCGAAUCUUUCUGACGUCGGCGCUGCACGAGCCGCUGAUGGCGGUGCUGAGCGAGCACGAUGUGCUGCUCGACGUCGACCCGCACAAGCUGCUGCAGAGCUUUUCGGCACGGGAGCGACAGCGGCGCUUCGGCGAGGACGACACCAGCGCCGAGUACCAGCGGAGCGUGGCGCGCUUUCACGCCGAGACGCUGGGCAAGCUGCAUGCGCAUGCGCAGAGCUUCGUGCGCAGCCUGCAGCAGAGCUGGGCCUUGUUUCCCAGCUCGCUGCGCUGGCUGCUGCAGACGCUCGGGCAGCAGCUGCGGCAGACGCAGCGGCACAGCGACCACGAGAUACGCCAGCUGCUCACCGAUCUGGUCUUCACCCACUUCAUUUGCCCCGCCAUCGUCAGCGCCGACCUGCAGGGCAUCAUCGACGUCAACGUGGGCGAGCAGAUGCGCCACAAUCUCAAUCAGAUUGUCCAGCUGCUGCAGCGCAUGGCGCUCAGCGACGAGGCCAGCGAGCUGACCCAGCUGAUGGAGCUGCUGCUGCUGGGCCAGACCGGCGAGGAUGUGGUGGCCAUUCUGCCCCAGCAGAGCGACUUCGAUCGCGCCCAGUUGGCCAUCAAUCAGCGCGAGCUGCAGCAGUUCGCCGACUUCUUUCGCCUGCUGGCCGCGCGCGACGAGUACGACGUGUCCGCCGAGGAGCGGCAGCGACUGCAGCGCAUCCUCUCGCGCAUACCCAAGCCGGAGGGCGAUCGACCGGCGGCAGCUUCGUCCAUGGCCCCGCCCGAAUCGGUGUCGCCCGAGAAGAAUGGCAAGCGCUCGAACAAGGGACUCUUGCGGCUGGGCAAGGCGACGAAAAAGAAGCUGGCCAAGGGCAUGAGUUUCACCACCAACACGACCAGCAAUAACAACAACAACAACAACAACAACACCAGCAGCAGCAGCAGCAACCACAACAACAACCACAACAGCAGCAGCAACAAUCCCUUGAGUGACCUGAGCAAUGGCAGCUCGGCCAAUGGGCACAAUGGCGAACUGGAGCAGUGCUCCUCCUCGCACAGUGGCAGCAACACCAGCCUCAGCUCCUGCGGCGGUGCCAGCAAUGGAGCAGCCGUGGCAACUGCUUCAGCUGGGCCGGAUGCGGACACUCCCGUGGAGGGGGAUGAGCAGGUGCUGAUGUUUAGCAUUUACAAUGCGGCGUCCAAGAACAAACUGAAGCCGCUCACCGAGGAGGACCUGCUGAAGAUGAACUGCAUCGGGCAGGAUAUUGCGCCCGUGACUGUGACGGCGGCAGCCGCAUCCUCCAAUGCGGACGAUGUCAGCAGCUUGGAUGCGAUGCGACGGCCCCAUGACGACGCCUCGAUCGGCAACUCGGAUAAUCUGGAGGCGAUCAGCGAGGCGGCCCAUUCGGCCAAUCAUUCGGUGGUCAGCUCCCUGGACCUGGAGGAGCAGCAGGAGCGCGAUGCGCACGACGUCGAAAACGAUGACAAUCUGUCGGACAUGGUGUCCGCCAAUGUGUCCGGCCGUGGCACGCCCAACAUCAGUGGCCGGGACACGCCCUCGUCCCAGGUGACGGAUGGCGAUGGCGCCGGCGGCGACUUGACCCACCAUGCGGCACGGCCCACGCCGCAGAUGCAGAAGAUGCUGCUGUCCAAGGCGCGCUCGGACAUCGUGGACAAGUUCUGCAAGUUCGAGCUGAAGAAAUUCGAGGGCGACGAGAACGUGAGCAUCAUCUCGGACACCUGGUCGACGGAUGUGCUGGCCAGCGAUUCGGAGACGACGCUGGACGCCAGCAGUGAGCAGCAGCGGGAGCGCGACCGGGACAGGGAGCGGGAGCGCAACUUUGCCACGCCCCUGAUACCGUCCGCUGUGGUGCUGCCCGGCGACAACAACAACUUUGUGGUGGACGCGCUCGCCCGAGCAGCGGCCCCAUCGCUGGACGCCUCGGACCAGCGCUCAGAGUCCAACUGGAGCACGGAUGUGCUGGCCAGCGACUCCGAGAAGCUGGCCGAGAUCGAUACGGACGACAAUGCCAGCAUAACCGCCAAAUCCGACAUUGCGGCACCCAUGGUGCCAGCCGUUGUGCUGGACGACGGGGAACAGACGCCGGGCAGCAGCGGCGACGGCGACGGCGACGCAGAUGCGGAUGCCGAUGGCAAUGGGAAUGCCAGUGCCAGCGAGCGCAGCCAGGAGGACUCGGCCUUCUUCGACGCCGUGAACUCGUACGAGGAUGCGCAUCUCUAUCAGUUAGCCUCCUCGCUGGCUCGCAGCUCGGUGCGCACCAGCUACCAUGGCCUGGGCAGCGACAGCGGCGACAGCAGCUUCCAGCAGCAGUACAAGUGCAGCGGAGCGGAGGGCCGCAAGAAUAUGCCGCUCAUGGGCAUCGCCUGCAUGCGCCGGCAGACGUCGGCGGAGAGCAGCAUCUCCAACCAGAGCCUCAACCUGGAGGAGCCGGCCACCACCAGUCAGGCACAGCAGCAGCAGCAGCAGCAGCAACAACAGCACCACCAUCAUCAUCACCACCAUCACCAUCAUCAUCAUCACCACAAGAAGAAGAAGCAGCAGCAGCAGCAACAGCAGCUGAUGGCAGCCAACGAUCACCAUGACCUGAUCGACUUUAGUGACUACAGCGAGGACAAGGAGGAGCCGCCGGGCCUGGUGCAGCAGCUGAUGGACAAGUUUGGCAUCGAGCAGCAGAUGCGCAGCGGUGUCCAGCAUCGUCGCAUCUCCAUGGAGCAGCGCACGGCCAGCGAGGAUGGGCGGCGCAACGGCAUCCUGGCGGGCGGCAGUGAGCGCCGCCAUCAGAGUCUCAAUUACGAGAACCACGAUAUCAUGCUGCACGCUCUGCUGUCCCUCAAGCCCAAGACGGACGACGACAAGCAGCAGGAGCUGCAGCUGCUCUGUGCCCAGGCGCAGCAGCUGCAGCUGUACGAUGAUCAGCCCGCCGCCACAACAGGAGCAGCAGCAGCAGCAGCAGCAGCAGGAGGAGGAGGAGGAGGAGCAACAGGAGAAGCAGGAGCAGCCGUCACUGCUGCUGCUGCUGCUGUUGCUGCAGCUGGCGGACAAGGCAAGCCCAGCAAGGCCACCGGCGCCAUACCAAAGAGCAUCAGCUUCGAUGCCAGCGCGGACAAGGACAAGCAUCGAGCGCAGCGGGAUCAGCGGGACCAGAGCGCCGGCAUUCUCAACAAGCUGCGGCAGGGCAUCUUCAAGAAUCGGCGCAGCAACAACAGCAAGGCGGCAUCAACGUCGGCGGCCAACCAGCGCUGCAUCAUCAGCAACCACAGCAGCGGCCUGGGCGAUCCGAAUCGCGGCGUCAGCUUCGAUCGCAACGCCGCCUGCGCCAGCUUCGGCGCCCACUUCUGUGAUAGCAGCGAGGACAUUCUGGCCAAGUACAGGCGCAAGGUCAGCAGCUCCAGCGAGGCAACCAACUCCGAUUCCACGGGCAAUGGCCACGGUCUGCCCCAGCCGCAUGGCCAGGCCAUCAAUGGCGGGCAGCUACCUGGCGUGGUGUUCAGCAGCGUCAAGCAGAAGCUGCGCACGGUUCUCUCAAAGACUGACCUGCACAGCGGCGACUUCCGCCAGACGACGCUGAGGCAGCAGGACGCGACGCCGCUGCAGCUGUACCUGCAGAUCCAGCUGGCGCAGUGCACGAGCCUGCAGCGCCUGCCGCAGAUAUCCCAUGUGGCGGAGGCGCUGCGCUGUUUGGCGCAGCUGGAGCGGCCGCAGCACGGCCAGCUGCUGCUGGAGCUGCAGCACGAUCUGCAGCGCAGGCAGAGCUAUCUGCAGUACCUGCUCGUGCAUCGCCAGCAGCUGUUGCUGCGCUCGGAGCAGCUGGAGCAACUGGAGGAGCGGCUGCGCGGGGAGGCGCGCAGCUGCCAGCGCUGUCUGCUGCAAUCGCUAGUGCGUCUCUAUUUGGGUCGCCAGCAGGCCAAGCUGCAGACCUUCCAGGCCGAGUUCGCCCAGCUGAGCGUCAGCGACGAGCGGCUGGAGCUGAUCGAGGAGUUUAUCGAAACUCUGCUGCAGGAGUUGGCCGACAGCGGACUGCAGAACGACUGGCAGCGGGAGGCGGCGCGCGUGGCCAUCGAGCGACUGCUGCUGGAGCAGAUGUACGAGCAGGUGAUGUUCCCCAACGAGGAUGCCGACGUCUCCAGGGACGGCGUGCUGGCGGCGCACAUUGGCAAGCUGCAGCGCUUCGUCCAUCCGGCACAUCCAGCCCUCUGCAUUGCCCAGGAGUUCCUGGGCGAGGCACCCUGGACGUUCGCCCAGCAGCAGCUGUGCUACAUGGCCGCCUACAAGACUCCGCGCGAGAAGCUCAACUGCAUCAUCAACUGCAUCUCCAGCAUCAUGAGCCUCUUGCGCAUGUCCAGUCCCCGUGUGCCAGCCGCCGACGAUAUCUUGCCCGUGCUCAUCUACGUUGUCAUCAUGGCUAAUCCCCCGUAUCUGCUUUCCACCGUGGAAUACAUCAGUUGCUUUCUGGGCAAGAAGCUGUACGGCGAGGAUGAGUUCUACUGGACGCUGUUCGGCUCCGUUGUUAAGUUCAUCAAGACUAUGGACUACUUGGACUAGGUUGUUAUAAAUAUACAUUGUAUAUUCAGAUAUUUGUUAAGCUCAAAGUAUUGGAUCGCGACGAGUUGAAUUCUCUGUGUUGUCUCUGUUCUUAGCUCGGUGUCCAGUAAGCGAAUGAU